This is a messenger RNA of Adineta ricciae, 429 nucleotides long. The record is from the annotation of a GenBank genome assembly. Lineage: Eukaryota; Metazoa; Rotifera; Eurotatoria; Adinetida; Adinetidae.
AUGCCUAAACGACAAUUAGGUAAAAAUGGUCCAAACGUAUCGGCGAUUGGCCUUGGAAUGAUGGGCUUAUCUAUUUGCUAUGGAGCUGUUGCUUCGGACGAGGAACGAUUCAAGAUCUUGGAUCGUGCUAUCGAACUCGGUUGCACUUAUUUCGAUACUACCGAUGUCUACGGCGACAGCGAAGAUUUAUUAGGGAAGUAUUUCAAAAAAUAUCCGCAACAGCGUCAAAAAAUCUCUGCUGACUUAAAAUCUUUUUCGUUUCGUGGCGAUGCAGAAUAUGUUCAUCACGCGAUUAUCAAAAGUCUUGGACAUCUUCAACUCGAUUACGUUGCUCUAUACUACGUACAUCGAAUUGAUCCAAAAGUUCCGAUGACUUUGAAGAGAACAAUAUUCGAAGAAUCUAUCCGCGCUUUUCCAAAGAAGAACUAG